CAGCUCACCACCACGAUCACCGCGACAUAUCCUACACGCAGAAUUAGCAACAGUUGCCUUUGGAACCAAACCCGCAUUUCGCCCGUGAAGGAUCUAGAUUGAGGAGCAGUGAACUGGAAUCGAAAGUGCCCUUCAGCUGCCAAUGGAAGCGACGCGCGAUUGGUUGCGCGGGGUGCUAGGACCGUAUCACCAUCGUGACCGUGUUUUUCGAGAUGCGGACACUGUUCUCGUCAACUUUAACGGUUUGGCCCCAAAGACCGACACAUACACUCACGAGGAUGGCAGAACGGUUGUCCUCCUCUGCUUACACGGCACCAUUCCUAUUAAAUUCCGCGGUGUUACCUAUAAUAUACCCAUCGCAGCGUGGGUGCCGUACACGUACCCAGCUCAACCUCCAAUAUGCUUUGUAACUCCAACAUCUAGUAUGCUUGUACGGGCGAGCAAGCAUGUUGAUUUGAGUGGAAAGAUUUAUCAUCCCUAUUUGGCUUAUUGGCAUAUGAACAGUGAGGAGUCAAAUAUACUGCAGUUCAUGCGUACCCUUCAAGAGAUAUUUGCUCUGGAACCUCCCGUUUACACCAAGCCCAACAAUCCGAAUCCUCCAAGCGCGACACCUUCGACCUACCCACCUCCUGGAUACGCGAAUACUACCCAACCCGUCGGCGGCUCUCCUCAGCCCUAUCCAAACGUAAAUCGUCAAAACUAUGCACAAGCAUCCGUCAACUACUACCCCCAGCAGACGCAACAACAAUUGAAUAUGCCCGAUCCCCGCCGACACUCUACGCCUCCACCCGGCGCUCAGCCUCCACCAGUACCACCACCUCCCUCUUAUGUCCUAACUGGAAGAGCUGGCAGUCCACAUCAACAACCUCUACCACACCGAUCGCAGAGUACACCUCCACCGCCUAUACCAGCUAAACCUCUUGCGGCCGCUCUAGACGGACAGGCAUACCAGUCAGCACUAGACGAGCGUGCAGCCAAGUUGAAUGCGUUGCGGGAGGCGGUGAAGGACAGACUCCGACAUCGCCAACGCGAACUGAAUGCCGCAAUACCAGCAGACAUUGAAAGGCUUUUACUUGUGAAUAGGCGACUGACUGAAGGAGAGACCGCAAUAUCUGAGAUGAUACAAAAGUUGGGCCAGGAAGAGGCGAACGUAAAGAACAAUAUUGAGUUAUUGCAACAGAAAAACAAAGAAUUAAGCGAGUCCAUUGACGCGCUGCGCCAGCAACCGGAUGUAAAUGUUGAUGAUGUGAUUGGAGGUUCUACGGUUGUUUACAACCAAUUGUAUGAGCUUGUUGCUGAGGAUCACGCCAUAGAUGAUGCAUUGUAUUAUCUUGGGAAAGCACUCGACGCGGAAAAGAUAGAGUCCGCAGCUUUCUUGAAGAAUGUACGAAGUCUAGCUAGGGAGCAAUUUAUGAAGCGUGCAUUGAUCAAAAAAAUUCGACAACAUGCCGGGCUGACGGAUACUAUCUAAAUUAUGUGUCUACAUGGCCCCGUCUGCAAUCUAUUAUCGGCAGCUUUAUGUUGCAUCUAUCGACGACCUAUAUCCGGCGCCAAAAUAUCCCUCCCCACUCUUACGCCAUGUCAUCUACGCGUGUCAAACCUUAUCGGCUCCUUUAGCCGGACUUGUUUCCCUAUCUUCAAGCCAUUUCCUAAUAAUGAUAUCCGUUAUCACGCCCCCAAAAACGAUAGUUCCUAAGGUGACAUUUGACUUGAACUUUCCCCACGCAUCCUUCGGGUCAUCUACUUUUAGCGUUACCAAUUGCCAAGCAAAAUGGGCGGUUGCCCCGCCGACCGAUAUGGCAUAGAAGGGCAACCCUUGUGAAUUCAUAUAACCCGCCAAGGAGAGGAAACCGACUGUCGAAGCUGCGAAUCCUGUCAGCCACGGUUUAGCGUAUGCCCCAAACCUCAAGGCUGUUGAUUUGACGCCGGCCUUAAUGUCAUCUGCCUUGUCCUGCGAGGUUGUUUAUAUCAUGGCAUUUUGUUAAAUUAAUAAAUGUGGUGACUUACUUGUAGCGCGUAUAUACUAUCGUAGACCAAUGUCCAACUGAUACCUGCAGCAUAUAAUGGCAGG
Messenger RNA from Spizellomyces punctatus DAOM BR117, 2071 nucleotides. Its product is annotated as ubiquitin-binding ESCRT-I subunit protein STP22. The transcript has 7 exons. Bases 143 to 1471 code for a protein of 442 amino acids. Gene Ontology annotation, biological process: protein transport; protein modification process; endosome to lysosome transport. Gene Ontology annotation, cellular component: ESCRT I complex. The record is from RefSeq and is a predicted model, not a curated record. NCBI's taxonomy places the organism in Eukaryota, Fungi, Chytridiomycota, Chytridiomycetes, Spizellomycetales, Spizellomycetaceae. Gene Ontology annotation, molecular function: ubiquitin binding.